This is a messenger RNA of Hibiscus syriacus, 960 nucleotides long. Its product is annotated as serine/threonine-protein kinase prpf4B-like. Lineage: Eukaryota; Viridiplantae; Streptophyta; Magnoliopsida; Malvales; Malvaceae. The transcript is spliced from 2 exons. The annotation marks the transcript as partial. The record is from RefSeq and is a predicted model, not a curated record.
AAAAAGAAAAGAAAGGUAAAGAAGGAAAGAGCGAUAGGUCGAUGGAGGCUGAUGAACACCGCCCUGUGAAGCAAUCCGCUGAAAGAUCUGAUUUGAUUGUACAAGAUCAGUUGCGAAGUCCUGAAUCAGAGAGCCAGCUUGAAAGACGACUUAGGAAAAGGAGAGAUGCUUCUGGUGACGAGGAUAAGCAUCUGGAAGAUAAUGGAGAUAACUUGGACAAGCAGUUGUCUAUGAACAAUUAUACUGGCAAAGAUGGCAGAGCUAAAGAUGAGAAGCAUAAGGAUGAAAGAUACAAGGACAAGUAUCAAGAAGAGGACUAUGAAGACGAGUGGCAACAUGAUAAAUUGAAAGAUGAUCAACCAGCAAGUGAUCACGCUAAUUGUAAUAGUGAGAAGUUUUUAAGGGAUGGAAAAGACGAUGUGAAAGUUUGGAGGAAGAAGUCCAAGGCUCAAGAUAGUGACUUUGAGCGUGAUCAUGACCAUGAUAGAGACCGUGAUCGUGAUUAUUAUAGGGAGCGGGAACGCGAUCGAGGGCGUGAACGUUAUCGUGAUCUUGAUCGUGACUAUUAUCGAGAACGUGACCACAGCCGUGAUCAUGACCAUGAUCGUGAUUCUGAUUCUAAAUGGGAUCGUGAACGUGAUUGCCGUUAUAGUGACCGGGACAAAGAUAGAGAUCGUGACCGUGAUGAAUUACAUGAUGAACGGAGGACUGCUAGAUUCAAAGAUAGUAAGGGAAGGAAGCAAUCUCCUGAUGAUCGAUAUGCUGGUAAUGAUACAAAAUCAAGGGGUGCCAAAGUACACUAUUCUGAAAUAGAAAAUAGAUCGACUUCUGGUAGAGUUGAGGUAGAUGCUGAUAGGGGAAGGUCUCAAUCACGCCCAGCCAAUUUAGGUGCAGUUAUGGGUAGCAACAGAAGGAGAGCUUCCCCCAGCUCAAGUUCCAUUGUGGGAAUGAUGAGUAUAG